CGAACUCCAACGACAAUACUUUUAUAAAUAUCCUCCGAGUCCCUUCCUCUCCAACCCAUUGAACUCACUCCCUUUGGACUCUAGAAUUCCAGUUUCUCUGUGUCUCUGCGUGCGAUAUGCAAGACCCUUCCAGACCCAUCACGGGCUACCCGGCAGCCCCCAACGGUUUUCCUCCGCCCCAAUACGGCGCCGCAUACCCUUAUGUUGCCCCGCCACCGCAGCAGCAGCCCUACCGGUACCAGAACCAGUACCGACCGGCGUCCUCGCGCCCCUUUAUGCGCCGCUUCCUCUCCGCCAUGAUUAUCUCCUUCGUCGUCAUGGGCGUGGUCAUACUCGUGCUCUGGCUCGUUCUCCGCCCCCGCUUUCCGGUCUUCCGCGUCGAGUCCCUCUCGCUCUCCAAGUUCUCCACCGCGUCCAAUUCAUCCUCCUCCAUCACCGGCACCUGGAACGCCCGGUUCGCCGUCUACAACCCCAACAAGAAGAUGUCCAUCUCGUACGACGUCGUCGAGUCCGGGCUAUUCUACGGGUCGGAGUUAAUUUCCAAGACGCGACUCCCGCCGUUCAAGCAGGGGAAGCGGAACCAGACGGUUUUGAACGCGGCGUUCUCGGCGGUAGAUUCCUACGUGGAUAGGCGGGUCGUCAAUGGCAUCAACGGGGACAGGGCACGUGGCUCCGUCAGCUUCAAUGUGGAGGUUGAGGCUAGGGUUCAGUUCCGGGCCGGUGGGUGGAGGGUGAGGAGCCGGUGGCUCAGGGUCUGGUGCCAGAGUCUGGCGGUCGGGCUUUCGUCCAAUAGCAGUGGGUCGGGGAAUCUGAUUGGGGCACCAAGGGACUGCAGGGUUGCUCUGUGAGUAAAUUAGGUGUUUUUGGGUUAAUAAUCUCAUAUCCAAAGCAGGAUUUGUUUGAAAAUGAGGAAUUAGUGGUAGUUUUAACUGUACAUUGGAAUUAGUUUAUUUUCUUUCUCUUUUUUGAAUGAUUAGUUGGUUUGAUUAAUGGCUGUACAGUUAUUCUGCAAUUGUGUUUUGUGUUGGUUAAUGCUAGAAUUGCGUUGUGGAGUUACAUUCUUUA
Messenger RNA from Corylus avellana, 1065 nucleotides. Its product is annotated as NDR1/HIN1-like protein 10. Gene Ontology annotation, biological process: defense response to other organism. The record is from RefSeq and is a predicted model, not a curated record. Lineage: Eukaryota; Viridiplantae; Streptophyta; Magnoliopsida; Fagales; Betulaceae. Gene Ontology annotation, cellular component: plasma membrane.